Molecule: messenger RNA, 2904 nt
Organism: Trichoderma aggressivum f. europaeum
Lineage: Eukaryota; Fungi; Ascomycota; Sordariomycetes; Hypocreales; Hypocreaceae
Exons: 2
Coding region: 1-2904 (967 amino acids)
Source: RefSeq, a predicted model, not a curated record
AUGCCUAGAUUCUCAGUUGCCUUUGCCAGGCGGAAGAGCACCGCAGACGACAUCGAAAAUGCCGAGGUAACACCACCUGGACAGUCUUCGUUUAGAGUCCUGGAACGACACGAUUAUUCGGGCGUCAAAUCGUUUGACGGAGGAGCGAAGAUGGCUAGAUCCACUGGAUCUCUACUCCCCAAGUCUGACUAUCCAGCAGACGAUAACAUGUUCUCUGAUAUGAAAGCUAACCGUGGAAGCGGCUUGUCCAACACCACCAACACCACGUCUACAGAUGCGUCUUCACGCCACAGUAAUGCAUCGACAGCCCCGUCGUCGGCCGACUUUAGUGGAGGCAACUUGUUCCACGAUGACCAUCGAAAUGGACCACCCAAGAGUUCAUCAUCGGAUAUGCAUGGCCGUGGGAAUUCCAACAAAUCCAUCGGAUCCAAAUUCUUAGAUCGGGCUGGCCGUACCUUUUCGUUUGGCGGGCAAAAGAAGCAUACCAUCCCUCCACCCCUGGAGGACCCUCUUAUGCCGGACUUGCCGCCACCUAUGCCUAUCAUGGCUGAACCAGGACGCACUGGAUCUAGAGGUACGACUACAUAUACGCAGGCCCCAACCAUUCCCCGCAAGCCAGCUCCCCGUAAUACCAAUGCGUUAGACCUUGGUAGUGACUUUGGAUCAAUGUUUUCAGGAUCAGGUUUCGAAAAGAGAGCAAGCAUGGCCACGCUUAAGAACGACGACUUGGCUUCUCCCCGGCUCCUCACAGGCAACCCCCAGGGCCAUGGCCAAACGUUUCCACGCAGCCCAGACGCCGCCACACCAGCCGAGCCUUUGCUCAGCUCAUGGAACACGUCCAAAUCCAAUGUGAUUGUCGACGAUUACUCAUCGGACAAGAGCGCCUCACCAACAUACGAUAGCCCCCCGCGAGUCCCAACCCAUUCAUCCCCACGGUAUCAGUCUCCCGCUCGACAACCACCGGCCAGGAAGUCGCCCCCAGCUGAGCAACCCCCAGCUCGUCAGCAGCCCCCUCCUCGUCAGCAACCCACGCCUCGCCAGCAACCACCAGCUCACCAGCCACCACCAAUGAGCCCUGAUGAGUCACAGGAUGACGAGGAUGCGCAGCUCCUGCAGGAAACCUAUACUGCCAUCCAGCUCCUUUCGGCUGAAGAUGAUGAAUUUGAUGAAAACCCACAACAGGGGCGAUACCGGCGGGAGGAGGAUAGUUUCACGGCGGCUCCACGAGCCAAGACUGCUCCCAUCGCCAACUCUGGAAAGAAUGGAGACGGUAUGCAAGAUGCCAACAGGCCUCGAUUCCCGAAGCCCAACAUUCGAUACGUACCUCCUGAUGGUGCGCCUCGGAACAAAGUGAUGACCCCAGCUGAAUUCGAAAAAUACCGGGAGGACAAGAUUCGCCAUGAUAGAACGAACAGCACAGCAAAGGAUGAUGAGGACGAGGACAUCAACUAUGAGGAUGAAGAAGACGAGGUUGAAAAGUCUAAGCAACAGGCAAAGCAGAGACGGAAGCAGGAGGCUCACAUGGCUGUGUACCGACAGCAGAUGAUGAAGGUUACUGGCGAAACCACCCCCACAGAUGGGUUGGGCAUCCCGACUUCAAUGAGCGCACCACAGCUGGGCCAUAUAAAGACGCCCUCGCUUGACCCGGCGGCGGCGCCUCCGCCCAUGUUAGCACCUGCAACUGCCGUGUCUGGCGCCUCUGAUGAGGGCGAUGAUGAUGAGGAGAUCCCGCUUGCCAUUUUGCAGGCGCAUGGAUUCCCCAGCAAGAAUCGACCCCCCACCAGACUCAGCACAAUGGGAUCAAACCCUAACAUGCGAGCCUCAGCAAUGCUCAUGCCAGGGCGCCCAUCGUCAGCCAUGGGAGAAUCUGCUGGUUCCCGACGCCACUCCACCCUCCCAGCUUUUGCACGGAACUUGCCCCAGGACCCGUUCAUUGGAGCGAGCAUUGCUCAGCCUGCCCUUCGAGAGUCUCUAUCAUUCAACGAUAUGGGCCUGGGCCCUAAGCCGCCGUCUCCGCUGCCCCCCGGAGGUCUUGUUGGCGUAAUUGCCAGCGAGGAGCGACAGAGAGCAAUGCGACGUGGAAGUCCAAGCGUCGACCCCUCAAGACUCAUGGGCAGCGGCUUCUCUACUCCGGUAGGAGUCGACCCUGCUGCCGGGAUCCCCCCACACAUGAUGUACCCCCAGACUCAGAUGGGAGGCAUGGGAGGCAUGGGGGGUAUGGGAGGUGGAAUACCUGGCAUGAUGCCUCCUAUGAUGCAGCCGCCGAUGGUGAACGCCGGCGACCAAGCUCAGCUCCAGAUGACGCAGCAAAUGUCGCAGUUUAUGCAAAUGCAGAUGCAAUUCAUGCAAAUGAUGGCUGCGAACCAAAACGGCGCCGUGCCACAGCAGCAGCCGCCGCAGCUGCAGCCACCGUUCCAGCAGCCCUAUGGCGGUUUGAUGGGCAAUCAAUCCAUGGUUGACAUUUCUUCUCGCAACUCCAUGAUGGGCGAACAGACUCUGGAACCUCGCCGUGGUGAUUACGGCAGCAUGCGGACAAUGAGCAUGGUUCAACCCAGCUCAGCGCCGAUGGCUCAUCCUGGAUACGCUGGGUCUAUUCGAUCAUCUAUCCAUGGGUACACGCCGUCGAUUGCGCCGUCAGAGCGAAGCAACAUUGGCCUUCCCAACCGGUAUAGACCCGUCUCACAGGCUGUGGGCCCUACCGGGCUCGGUCAUAUUCCCUCGCAGUCUUUCUCAGGGGCCCUGUCUGUGUUGGCUGACAACAAGAACCGGACGUCGAUGAGGAUUGUAAACAAGUCGGCUUCUGAUGACGACGACGACGAAGAGGGCUGGGCGGCGAUGAAGAAUUCGAGAGAAAAGAAGAGAUCUCUCUGGAGAAGCAAAAAGAACUUGAGCUCAGUCAUCUGA